Messenger RNA from Stylonychia lemnae, 2823 nucleotides. NCBI's taxonomy places the organism in Eukaryota, Ciliophora, Spirotrichea, Sporadotrichida, Oxytrichidae. The record is from the annotation of a GenBank genome assembly.
AUGAACUCUAAUAGCAAAUCUAACAGCAGAUCAGUUUCAAGAAAUACAGUUACUAAGCCAGCAAAGAGGACUAACACCAUAUAGUUUAGUACUGCAAAGAAAGACACUGCAAAGAGCAAUACUAUGAAAACACCUGAAAAAUUCAAUACCUCUAGAAAAUCGUAAUCACCUUUUGAAAGAGCUUAGACAUCGACAAUGAAAUCGGAGGACUUAAAAUAGCUGCAGAUAAAUUCAGUUAUGAAUGUGGUACAAGAACCUCAUUAGUCUAUGAGACCAGAAGGUGAAAUGGAUUUGACUCUAGGCUCUCCAACCAAUGAAGCUCAAAUGAAUAUGGAUUCUUCACUAGAUAACUCUCUCACAAGUCCUCAAAAAAAUCAAAAAGAAGAGAUUGAAGGCACCAAUCAGCCAUUUAAUAGAGAUAGCAGUAUGUCAUCUUUGCUUGAAAAUAGCUCUCUUAAGGUGAGGCUGAACCUAGUGCCCAAAGAGAAUCCCAUUUGUAAUCUGCAUCCAGAGUUAAAGUAGUCACUCUAUUGCAGAAAUUGUGAGAAAAAGCUGUGUGAAAAGUGCUUUAGGGAUCCGAAACAUCAAGACCACUAAUUUGAGUAGAUAGAUAAGUUCGUUGAGUUCAAGAAAGCAUCAUGGAGUGAUUACUUCUAGGAAUAAAGACUUAGAAUAAGAAAUAUCAUGCAAGGAGUAGAUUAUAUUAGCUGGGGUACUUUGGAUCAAGAACUAAAACAGUUAGUUACUGAUCCUUUUUAUAAGUAGAAAGAGCUUUUAAUAAAUAUAGAGGAAUUUGAGAAUUCAAUAGCCAAACUCAUAAAUUAACAUAACAUCAAGCAGCUCAUUAACUACGAUAAUAGGAAAGAUUAUAUAGCCAGAGUUAUCUAUGAUUUCAAUUAAGACAUCUUGAACUUCAAGCAAGUCAGUUAUUUCUAUAAAAAGUAAUAAGAAUCAGCUCACUUGAUAGACAUGGAAUAGCAACUUAAAGAUCUGGUUAACACCGAAAUGGAAAACUUCAGAUCGUUUAAUAAACAAGAAUUAGAAUAUGCUACAAACAAGAUCAUAUACUUGGAACAAGAAAUCAUUCCUUAAAUAGAAUAGCUACCAAAGUACAAUUCCAAUGACGAUCUUCAAGAAUUGAAAAAGUCUCAAAAUGAGAUUGUUAAGACUAUUGAGGGUUUACUAAAAAUGAAGCAGCAAUUGUAAAAAGAUCAAACUUCUAUCCAGCAGUUGAACAAUUAGUUCAAGGACUUUGUAUUUGAAUUUGAAAAAUUAAGAACCCAGUCAAGUGAGGUAGAAGGCAAAUUCAAGUAAACUCUGAAAAAGACUCAAGUUGACAUUGACAAAGAGCAAAAUUAGAAGAUAAACGAUUUGAACAAGAAAAUACUUGACCUGGAAGCAGUAGUAAAUUAAAAGCUAUCUUCAUAAAUUGUUGAGUUCUAAAGAGAUUCUUAGACUUCUUAAAAGUAUUUAGAAAAGAAAAUAAAUGAGAUAUAAGAGCUAAUGUUAGCUAAGAACAGUGAAGUUAGUGAUAAACAGUAGAUUGAGUUCUUGUAAUUUGACUCCUAGAUCUAGUCCAUUUAAAUCAUUGUAGAUUAAAAAAUACAAAGCUUAAACGAAAAGUUAAAAGAGCAGGAAAUAGAUAUUGAGUCUCUGAAAGAUCAUUCAACUAUACUUAAACAAAGACAAGAACAGCUAGUUAAUCAUCAUAGUGAUACAUAAAUUGGCCUAAAAAAACUUGAGUCUGAUCUUGAACUAUACAUGAAAAGUGAGAGAGAGCGAAGGGUGAGAAACUGGGACUUAGAUUCAGGGGAAGAGGCUGAGAUACAAACGUAGCAUAAUAAUCAAACACUAAUAAUGCUCAGCAAUUAGCUAGUAGUAGUAGCCUAGCACAUCCCACUGGGCAACAAACAAUAUCUUAAUAUUUAUGAUACUGAUAGUGAUUAUGAGCAAGCAGGGUCAAUCCAAACAUUUCAUACAGGAUUCAUCUCCUGCAUGGCUGAGCAUAAUAAAAUGUUAUUAACUGGAUCAUACGAUUAAAUGAUAGGUUUAUGGGAUAUAUACAAUGGAUUUUAGCUUCUAUAAAAAUAUGCUUAAGGCAAUGAAGAGGCAUUGACUUGCAUUCUAUCUAUUGAUAAUAGAUAUUUCAUGUCUUCAUGUAAUCAAGGUUCUCUUAAAAUUUGGGACUCUGUUAAUCAUAGUCUUGCCUGCAAUAAAAGCCAUUAGCACAAGCAAAAGAUCAAUAAUAUCCAGAUAAUAUCUAAAUAUAGAGUAAUAUCAUCUUCAAAUGAUAAAUUUGCUACUAUCUGGCAACUGCAAGGUGCAAAUAUGUCUAAAGUUUAUGAGUUACCUCACAAUUCUUUCGUCGUAUCAGCAUAAUAGUUAUCCACUCAGGAUGAGGAUCUGAUUCUGACUUGCACAAUGCAAGGCUAUCUUUCAAUAUGGAAUCUUGACUAUAUAUUAUAGCAAGCAUCAAGCUAGUAAAAAUUUGUGCCAUCACCUAUAAAGCAAUUUAAACUUGACUCGAAUCAGAGUUUGAUUCAAUCUUAACUCAUUCAAGACUAUAAUUACAAGCUAUAUCCAUUUUUACUUUUGAAAACAAUCAUUGAAGUGCAUAUUAUUUAAAUAACCACAGGCAAGCACUUCAAAGCCUAGAUUAAGUUGGAUUUAGAAGCCAAAAAGAACAAAAGUGGUGAAUUGGAAAAAUUUGCUGAAAUGAAAAAGUGUAUUCAAAUAGAUUAGCAGCAUUUGAUGGUAAUUGAUGGUGAUAGAAUUAAAGUUAUUGCUAUUGAGAUUACAAAUCUAAAAGAUGUGCUUUUAUGA